AUGGGUGGCGCGCCAUCCUUGAUUCUACCGAACUUGUGGCUAGGAGGUCAAGAUGUUUUGGACGACUUGGACUUUUUUCGAAAGAACAACAUAACUUGUGUGCUGUCUUUGGGUCCUGCGACUCCCUCGCAGCGAAUCCGGCUGGCAGCGCGCGAACACGUGAACUUGCCGGAUGUGCCAACUGCUGAUCUCAGUGUUCACUUUCCAAGAAUCGUCCGCUUCAUUUCAUCAGCCCGGCACAAUGGGCACUGUGUUUAUGUCCAUUGCGCUGCAGGAAUAUCCAGAAGCUCCACAUCGAUCUGCGCAUAUCUCAUGGCCCACCUGAACAUUCCUUUCGAGCAGACGCUGCAGUUCCUUUCUCAACGGCGCCCGGCGGUUUGCCCCAACGACGGCUUCCAGAGGCAGCUGCGAAGGUACGAGUCCUCCAAGGAGCGGCUCUUGCUGGCACAGGAGAUGCUCAAGGUUCCAGCCUACACGGAGCUACAGCGACAGGACUUGGAUGCGGUGUGGCAGGCCCUGAGCCAGCGCAAAGCCCGUGGUCGCUCCGUGGAGGGCGGGCGAGCGACGCCGGCAAAACAGGCACAGGCAGCAGAACAGAGGCCAGUGCGACCUGGAAGCGGCAGCGUCCCCAUCGACCAGCUGGCACGGCAAAGAGCACUGCAGGCUGUUCAAGCUACUGCACAGCGGCAGCCGGGCAGCGCAAUUCGAAUUGGCGAUGGGUCGCAGCACAUUCAGCACUCACUCCAACAACUAAGGGUUGGCGAUGUGGGGCUGGCGUGGCUCAUGCCCCGUCGACGGAGCAGCGCCAGCACAGCCACGUCGCUACCGCCUAGUGCAAGGCUGGGCCGGGCGAAAAGGCCCGUGUACUGA
Messenger RNA from Symbiodinium sp. CCMP2592, 870 nucleotides. The record is from the annotation of a GenBank genome assembly. NCBI's taxonomy places the organism in Eukaryota, Dinophyceae, Suessiales, Symbiodiniaceae.